AGUUAGGUACUGACGUCAUAUCCAAACGACACUUAGCAUGUCACUGUCGAGCGAGUCAGGAUAGCUUGAAAACUAUUUUAAUGUUACUCGUGAAGGAUAAAACACGAACAUGUCGCCAUUGUCGGUGCUCGAGAGGGUUUAGUUGAACAGUCGGCUCCGUCGUGGUUAUUCGUUGUGUACAACAUUCCGUAGGAGCGAGAAAAUGAGCGGCGCUGAUCGAGGAAGUCGCCCAGCUGGUGGACAAAGCUAGCUGGCUAACCGCUAGCAGGAGUUCUUUGUUUUUGUUUUUCAACGCGGAGUUUUGGCGUUGAAAGAAAAUGAGCUAAAACUGAGAAGGCUUUGCUAAAAAGUGACAGGGAACAUGCCGUCUUUACAGUAAAUCCUUCUUUUGUGUGUAACCUAACCUAAAGAUAAGAUCACGGUGGGCGUCGGUUGUAUCAUUUAUUUAAUUUGACAUCUCCGACACAAAGACAAAAAGGGGUACAAAAUGGGCAACUGCUUGAAAUCACCCACGUCGGACGACAUCUCACUGCUUCAUGAGACGCAGUCGGACAGGGCGAGCUUCGGGGACGGGACGGAUCCAGACCUGGAGCCGCCUCCGCCCUACCAGGAGCAGGCGCACAUGCCCAUGUACCACCCCACGCCCAGCCAGGCCCGUCUGGCAACGCAGCUGACAGAGGACGAGCAGAUUCGCAUCGCUCAGCGCAUCGGACUGAUCCAGCACUUGCCCAAGGGCGUGUACGACGGCGGAAAAGAUGGCUCAGAGAAAAAGAUCCGAGAGUGCGUGAUCUGCAUGCUGGAUUUUGUGUAUGGCGACCCGGUGCGGUUCCUGCCGUGCAUGCACAUCUACCACAUGGACUGCAUAGACGACUGGCUCAUGAGGUCCUUCACCUGCCCGUCCUGCAUGGAACCCGUGGACGCCGCCCUGCUCUCCACCUACGAGACUAACUGACGCCCGCCUCCUCCCUCCUUUGUCAGCUCGCCUCGUGUGCGACAACAGUGAGUGGAGCUUAAAAACGACAACAAGAAAGGUUGGCUGUCGUCUUGCACUAUGAGAAAGAUGAUUUUCAAAUAAGCCCCCACCAAACACACACACGCACACGUCGCGAAGAACGACAAAACUGUAGCACAGAUGUGUGUUUGUGUGACCACUUGUGAGCCGGCCUCAUUGGUCACCUGACUAUUAAAUUAUUCACCCAAAAUCUUAAAAUAUAUCUCCACCCCUUAGCAGCAAUUGCCUAAUGUCUCGGCGCAGUCACGCUUUACUUGAUAUAUUUAUGCAUUCUGAUUGGCUCACGUGUGUGCGUGCGGCGUUUAUGUAUGGAAUUAAAAUAAACACAUUACGUAAAGCGGUGAUAUUUCAUCAAAUAGUGCCCCCCAAUAAGAUGCCCCUCUUCAAAAAAAACAUUCAAGAGUCAACUGUGCAUUUGGACUCUGUUGCUAACCAAAAGAGCAGUACCUACCAAGGUACUUAGUGUCCUUCAGAUGCAUUUGGCCAUUUUGAGUCAAAAAUUAUUUUCAUGUGAUGUGAACACAGCAACUUCAGCAAUAUGGGCUGCAAUAUUGUUGGAAUGUUACCCCCCCCCCCCCUCCCAAAAAAAACAACAUAUGACAACAUGAGGUCAGCCAAUGUAAAGGGCUCAGGUGGAUUGCAAUAUGCUUGCACAUGUUUCAUCCAAUCCACUGGUUUGCACUUUAGAACAAUAUGUCAAAUAAUAAUAAUAUAUUAAUAUAUGUAGACCUUAUUAUAUAACCUUGCACUAUCAACACUUACUUUUUUUCACCCUCAUUAGUGUACGGACAGAAGUUUGCUUUCGUCCACUUAAUCAGCUGUUACAUGAUUGAAUAUCAUGAGAUCAUUUUUGUUUUGGUUGCAGCAGGUUACCGUGGUGGUGGCAUAAUGACAUUUUCUUGUUCUUAAUGAUUUUCUUUUUUGUUGCGUUCAGCAUAUGGUGGAGACAGAGGGACGUUUCACUGCACAAACCUCUGUGCAAACCUAAAUUCUGUGAGUUACAAGAAUAGAGCUUGCAUCACAUUCCCCCCCCCCCCCCCCUUGCGGUGUUUUUAAAACUAGUGUGAGCAUUGUUUCCUGUAACCUUGUUUUUAUUUCUAAUGUUUGUGUUGGUUUGUUGGAACAAGGGCAAACCAGCCCUCGUGUGUAACGGGAAAAAAAAUACAAUAAAUAUGCAAAGACCUUC
Messenger RNA from Syngnathus typhle (broad-nosed pipefish), 2198 nucleotides. Its product is annotated as RING finger protein 11-like. The transcript is spliced from 3 exons. The coding region runs from base 488 to 952 and encodes 154 amino acids. NCBI's taxonomy places the organism in Eukaryota, Metazoa, Chordata, Actinopteri, Syngnathiformes, Syngnathidae. The record is from RefSeq and is a predicted model, not a curated record.